Messenger RNA from Sodiomyces alkalinus F11, 2095 nucleotides. Its product is annotated as cytochrome P450. Lineage: Eukaryota; Fungi; Ascomycota; Sordariomycetes; Glomerellales; Plectosphaerellaceae. Gene Ontology annotation, molecular function: oxidoreductase activity, acting on paired donors, with incorporation or reduction of molecular oxygen; iron ion binding; steroid hydroxylase activity. The record is from RefSeq and is a predicted model, not a curated record. The transcript is spliced from 2 exons. The coding region runs from base 100 to 2001 and encodes 633 amino acids.
UCCUCAUGGAGUGGCAGUGGCCCUUUUGCACACUCUGUAGCAAAGACUAGAUCUCGUCUCCCUGGUUCUCCCUGAUAUCCUGCUCCUCUCUCAGUGGCGAUGCCCUCGACGCAGCAGAGCGGCGAUGACAAGGCGCCGUCUCUGGCGGAUAUGGUCUUCGAGACGGUAAAUCGACACAUGAAUAUGUACAAGGGCCCAGACGACGGGAUCAGUGUUGCUAGAAGCGUCCUCCUUCUCCUCCUACUGGUUGCCGCGAUAUUGUUUUCCCUUGUGAUAUGGAUAAGAGGAGGGAAAGCGAAGGGUCAGGGAAGGGAGUCCGAUACAGAAGACGUAGGAGUGUCAACAACGAAGAGGAACCAGAAAUGGAACGCACCCCCUGCGAUCCCUGAGACGAUCCCAUUCAUCUCCAACGCCAUCGCGUAUAUCACACGCCCUAAGGCUUUUCUUGAACGUGCUGCAAAAACGCUGUCUCGCACCAAUCUGGCAACCUUCCACCUGGGUCCCAUCCCUGUAACCCUCGUGACGGGAUCCGCUCAGGUCCAAUCACUCUUCCGUUCACAGGACGUAUCGGCGGAGAGAUUCCUGCUCCUCAUUCUAGAGAACCUGCGCGGCAUGUCCAAGUCGGAUGUGGCCGGCUUCAAGGCCGAUCGCACAGGGCGACGCCGUAUCCCGAGAACAGACGACGACGACAACAGCAAAAGGCUUUGGUACCGCCAGGCCGAGAUCCACGAAUUCAUCGCCCGUCCCGAGGUGACCGCCACCCUCGCCAGGACCUUUACACGCUUCUUCUCCGCCGCGAUAGAAGAGACCCAACCUCUCGGGGGCGACUGGGUCGAAGAUGUCCGGAUCUUCGCCUUCCUGAAGCACGAGAUGGGCACCGCCGCCGUGGCGUCCCUCUCCGGGACCGAAGUCCUGCGCCGGGUGCCCAACUACGUGAAGCGGUUUUGGGAGUUUGAUUCCGUCGGCCUGCGUCUGGUGUGGGGGCUCCCUCGGUUUCUUGACCCGGAACCCGUACGGGUGCGUAACGCUUUUCACGACGACGUGGCUGAUUUCCUCGACGAGGCGUUCAAACAGUGGGAUGCCAAGAAGAAGGAGAGAGAGGGAAGGAACGAGAAAGAGGAAGAUCCAGAUUGGGAACCUAUUUUUGGAAACCGCUUCACGCGCCUCGCGCAGACGUUCGUCCGCGACAUCGGGGUUUCGCGCCGCGGCCAGGCAGGCACGCUCAACACUCACGUUCUGGGCAUCAACUCCAACACUAUCCCGCUGACCGCCUGGGCGCUCUUCGAACUGGUCAAAAGGCCGGAUUUAUUCGCCGCCGUGCGGGAGGAGGCGAACACGGCUCUGAUCCAUGACCAUGGGGAGGAGGGCAUGGGCGAGGAGGGGCCCCAGCCGAGAGGAGGAGGAGGAAGAGGCAACCAUUCUCGUCCCAGCCGCCGCCAGUUCGACCUUAAGAAACUCGUGUCCCUGCCUUUACUGCAAGCUGUCUACACCGAAGUCCUGCGCCUCCAUGUUGCCAUAUACGUGACGCGGCAAGCCCUCCGCCCGACCACCAUCGCAGGCUACAGCGUCGCCGCGGGGACAUUGCUCCAAACCCCGACCAGCCUAGCGGGCCGCGACGAUGCCGUCUGGGCUCGGAAACCGAAUUACCCACCUGCCUCCGAAUUUUGGCCCGGCCGACACCUGCGCGAGGCCCGCUCACCCACUUCUUCGUCUCCUCGUCUCGAAUUCGUCCCCUCGGCCCGCAGCGCGGAUUUCUUCCCCUUCGGAGGCGGUCCGUCCAUCUGCCCCGGACGCCACUUUGCAAAGCAGGAAAUCAUGCUCGCCGUGGCGAUGCUGGUCUCCCGAUUUGACAUGGAGUUUGUCGACUGGGUGUACCAUGAUGACCACAAUGGUCACGCCCGCACGAGCGACCGCGAGGCGAAGGAGGACGACCGUUUUUUUGGCGCCGCAUCCGUGCCCCCCGAUCGGGAUAUGAGAGUUCGCUGGCGGAGGAUCUGGUAAAAAGAAGGAGUACGCAAUAGUUUGACCCAUUGAGUCUAAAUACAGACACUAUAUAUAAUCAAUCAAAUCGUCAAUCAAAUGGUCGUCAAAUGGU